AUGGGAGGCGCCAAUUUUAUAGUUUGUCCUCGAAAGCAAACAUAUAUAACUGUAGGACAAGACAAGACAAGCAAAGUGUUUCAAAAAAUUGUUCUACUUGGCAUGCGUCAUAGGGAUCACGCCGUGACAGGAAAUAUCCUAAAGUCCAUGAGUUCAGGAUUGGCCAACUAUUUUUUCGGCGCCAACUUAACUGAGAAACUGACUGUGGAGAAGUUCCUUGACUUUCAGAAGCAGCUGAUGACCGAGGUGCUGCAGUUGGAGUUCAACAGAUAUGAACCGACGAAUGGAAAAAUCAACGAAAGAGACUUCGCAGAUAGCAUCAUCAUCUACGCUGGUCACAAUUUCAAUAAGAGGUCCAAGAUGUUGAAGAAGGUUAAGAGGAACUUUGCCGGUGGGACCGUAAGUUAA
Messenger RNA from Helobdella robusta, 408 nucleotides. RefSeq lists its product as hypothetical. Gene Ontology annotation, molecular function: calcium ion binding. The transcript has 2 exons. NCBI's taxonomy places the organism in Eukaryota, Metazoa, Annelida, Clitellata, Rhynchobdellida, Glossiphoniidae. Gene Ontology annotation, biological process: mitochondrial calcium ion homeostasis; calcium import into the mitochondrion. The coding region runs from base 1 to 408 and encodes 135 amino acids. Gene Ontology annotation, cellular component: uniplex complex. The record is from RefSeq and is a predicted model, not a curated record.